Bacillus rossius redtenbacheri is the source of this 8474-nucleotide messenger RNA. RefSeq names its product dedicator of cytokinesis protein 9 (gene Ziz). The record is from RefSeq and is a predicted model, not a curated record. Gene Ontology annotation, molecular function: guanyl-nucleotide exchange factor activity. Gene Ontology annotation, biological process: small GTPase-mediated signal transduction; positive regulation of GTPase activity. NCBI's taxonomy places the organism in Eukaryota, Metazoa, Arthropoda, Insecta, Phasmatodea, Bacillidae. The transcript has 37 exons. Bases 113 to 6445 code for a protein of 2110 amino acids.
UUAAAUUUUGUUUAAAAUAUGGCUACUGUCGGAUGUGAGGUGUCUCGUAAAUUAGGACGUGUUUACUUGACUGUAAAAACAUUUGGUUCUAAGACUAAUAACAGCAAAUAAAAUGAGCGAAAGAAAGUUUACGCGAGGACUGAGCAAGCCUGGAAUGGCUGCCCAGAUGAGAGAAACUGUAUCGCAAGUAGUUAGAGAGACAACGGCACAAAACAAACCAUUGUUGGUGGAACCUUUGGAUUUUGAAACAUUCAUUUUGAAGAACAAGACCUUGUUGCAGAAUGACCCUCAACGAGAAAUUUUGCUGUACCCAUCUGAUGAUGUGUCUCAGGUGGUACUGCCGCGAAGGUUCCGCACGACAACGCACAGCGUGCCCUCUGACCUCGACAUACGUGAGUGCAGCCUCUUCACGAAGGAGUGCAUCAAGAGUUACACGUCCAACUGGAACCUGAUCCAUUACAAAUACAGUGCCUACUCAGGGUCCUACCUUGAACUACCAAAGAUAUCAAAGUCAGACGAACUGAAAGAUGAAGUGUAUGAAAUUGAUACUGACGCUGAUCAGAUUGAUGAGGAAAUUGUUUCAAAGAACGACGGUAUCACCAAGCAAGGCUACCUGAUGAAAGGGCCGGAAGUAGGUACAGACAGAAUGUUUGUCAACCUGGGGUCCAAAUCGUACAAGCGGCGUUUCUGCAAGCUCAGGCAAGAAGUGGAUGGUACUUACAUACUGGAACUUCACAAAGAUGAAAAGAAAGGUGAAGCCAAAGCUACCAUUGUCAUGGAUUUCUGCACCGAAGUUGUUCGCACCACAAAGCGAGGCAGGUUCUGCUUCGAGCUGCGCAUGACGGCCGGCCACAAGUCGCACAGCCUGGCGGCCGAGUCCGAGAGCGAGCUCCAGGACUGGCUGAGCAAACUGAACAGUGUCAUGCAGCACAACCGCCAGCAGGAGGAGAAGAGAGCAGCUUCCCUGGAGAGAGCCGCCAACACCCCGCCGCCAUCUCCGCAGCCAGCACAGAUGUACGGCACGCUCAAGGGCCUGGAACAGAGCAUGAACCCCCAGCUGAUGAAGUACGCCCGGGAGACUGACGUCUCCAUUGCGCUGGCGAGAAGGGACAACCGGCGGCGUCUCUUCAGCAUCUAUCCUCACAUGCCUCACGUGAAGACACCUGGCCAGAAUGUGAGCGAGCAGAGUGCGGAACCAUACCGGGAGCAGUUUGGCCAGCGACUGAUGGUUCGCUGCGAGAGCAUCAGGUUUCGGUUGCAAGCCCCCAUCGACGGAGAGAAGGAAGGCCUUUGUCAGGUGGAACCGUACUUCACAACGUUAGCGCUGUUUGAUGCAAGGCAAGGAAGAAAGCUGACUGAAAACUUCCAUUUUGAUGUAAACCAUCCGCUGAUACGCAGCAUGGUGUCUUCCCCAGGUGUUGAGUGUGUGCCAGACUUGCCCCUCCCAUCUGAACUGCAGCAAGUUCCAUCUGACUGGCUUCUGUAUCCUAGACAGGCAGUUUUCAGCCUAAGCAACCCCCAUCCGGACGUAUUCCUGGUCGUGAGGAUAGACAAAGUGCUGCAGGGAGGCAUAUGCCAGACGUCUGACCCGUACGUGCGGAGCACCAAGGAUCCACGGCUGGGGCUGAGAGUGCACAGAGCCGUCAAGUCGUGUUGUCAGAGGUUGGGUAAUUACCGCAUGCCAUUUGCUUGGACUGCCCGACCGCUGUUCAGGAUGUACAGUAACGAGUUGGACUUGUCGUCAGACUUCCCCGCCAUUUACCGGCAGGAGCCGAGUAAACUGAAGGACGAGGAGUUGCUGAAGAUACUCUCCGAGUAUCGCAAACCUGAAAAAAUGAGUCGCCUUACUAUGAUUCCUGGCUGGCUGAAAAUUAAGAUUGAGCAGAUUACAGAGCUUCCAAAGAAUUCCCUCACGUCAUCGUUGUCGCCACUGAAGGAAUUCCCCGUCCCACCCAAUUGCGAGCCAACCAUAGAGCUAACAGAGUUCGAAGGUAGCUCAGAAAAGGAUGUUCAUCCGUACACAACGUACGUGAAUCACCUCUACAUAUACCCACGGAGCCUCAGCUUCGACACUCAGAAGACCUUCACCCGAGCGAGAAACCUUGCUUGCGUGGUGGAGUUGCGCGACUCCGAUGCAGAGGAUGCACGGCCGCUGUGUUGCAUCUACGGUCGGCCGGGUGGCCCCUUGUUCGUGGCCCAGGCACACUGCACAGUCCUGCAUCACAGCACGAGCCCGACUUGGUACGAGGAGGUGAAACUACGUCUGCCGAUAUACCUGCACACGAAACAUCACCUGCUGUUCAGCUUUUACCACGUGUCUUGCGAACCCUCCAAGAAGAAGGAGUGCAGCGUAGAAACGUGUGUCGGGUAUUCAUGGCUCCCACUGCUAUUCAAAGGGAGGUUGAAUGUGGAAGAGCAGUGCCUUCCCGUGUCUUCGAAUCUUCCCGCCAGCUACCUCUCCGUCCAGCCCCUUGGGCUUGGCAAGGGGGUAAUGACUGUUUACGCCGGGCCUGACGUGUCGUGGAUCGAUGGCCAGCGGCACAUCUUCGGCGUGUGCCUCCAGCUGGUGUCGACGGUCGCCACCAAGGACCAGCACCUCCACAACUUGUUCUCUCACACGGAGAAGAUGUUCGGCCCCAAGCCCUCCGCCCUGCCCUCCGAGUCUGAAACCUGCAAAAUACUCAAGGCUGCUCAUGCAAUGCAGCUUCCCAGUUGCAUCACCUUCCUCCCGACGCUGCUGAACCACCUCUUCUCUCUGCUUGUGACGACGACCAGCGAAGAAGUGGGUCUGAAUGUCAUCAGGGUGCUCAUCCACGUCAUCCACUUGAUUCACGAGGCCGGCCGGAAGAGUAUCCUGCAAACAUACGUCAAGUUUGUGUUCGUGCCGCCGUGCGUGGCGAGCGCCACCACGGUGCACGAGGAGAUGAGCAGGCACCUGCCGACAUUGCUGCAGCCGGCCAACACUGACUUCCUGGUCAUCAACAAAUUCAUGCACCACUCCAGCUUCUUCUUCGAUGUGAUGGUGAAGAGCAUGGCCCAGCACCUGCUCACCACUGGCCGCAUCAAGAUGCAUAGGAACGAAAGGUUUUCUGCUGAUUUAUUGUUUCGGAUCCAAAAUCUUCUUCAAGUGCUGUGUCCAUAUUUGAUCCAAAAGCACAAAGAAAUGCCUUUGGAAACAGAGGAACUGAAUCGAAGCCUUGCAGUUUUUUUGAAGAAAUGCCUGACGUUCAUGGAUCGUGGUUACGUUUUCAAGCUGAUAAAUUCGUACAUGGACAAGUUCAACCCAGGCGACCCCAAGACCUUGUAUGAGUACAAAUUCACAUUUCUGCAGAUAAUUUGCAGUCAUGAGCAUUACGUGGCCUUCAACCUUCCGAUUCGUCACAACGCAAGGGUGGGCAACAAGGGUAGAGGUGACCACCUGACGGAGUGCUGCCUCUCGGAGGAGUUCUGCAGGCAGCACUUCCUGGCGGGGCUGCUGCUGCAGGAGGCGCGCUCCUCGCUGAACGAGCCGUGCCAGGUGCGCAAGGUGGCCGUCUCCACGCUGAGGGACCUGCUGGCCAAGCACGAGCUGGACGACAGGUACCAGAGCAAGGGUCAGCUGUCCCGCAUCGCGGCGCUGUACGUGCCGUGGCUGGGCAUCGUCCUGGAGAACCUGGGCCGCCUGAACGCGGUGCAGGAGGUGGUGUCCGGCCGGAGGCGCUCCGACCUGCUCGGCACCAGCAACAGGACGUCCACCUGCAGCUCCUUCCUGCUCGGCUUCAAGGACUCGUCGUCCUCUCUGGGCACUCCGCGCUCCGCCAACCGCUUCACCCUGUACCUGGACCAGGGGCCGGCCGACCACCGGGACGCCUCCUACUUCGCUGCCAUCGCGGGCCAGGCCCUGACAAACGGCAAUUCAUCCGUCAGCCUGGACUCCGACACGUCAACAGUUUCUGGGGAUGGCCUGUCCACUGUGUCCCAGGAAACAGCCAUCAUCAGGGAGCCCAGAGACAACACCAGUACCAAGAGACACUCCAGAUCGUUGAGUGUGACCAACUCGCAGCACGUGGUACGCUGCGACAAGCUCCAGUCAGCCGAGAUGAAAGACCUUCUCCUCUGCUUCAUGUUCGUGGUCAAGUACCUGGGCGAUGAGUACUUGAUAGCGUGGUGGCAACAAUGCUCUGAGCUAGAGAUCCUCAACUUCUUCAGGUGUAUUGAGCUGUGUCUCCACCAGUUCAAGUACGUUGGCAAGCGGCAGAUCGCAGCCAAGACGACCGCUGGCAAGCCUGGUACAACCAAAGCGAUGACUCUGCCUGCCCGAAUGCAACCCCCAGACUUCUCCGGAGACGAGCCACCCCUGGCUCUGCACAGUGGUAGCAGUAGCGUGGGCAGGGAGAACAUACAGCAGAUAGUGGGCGACACGGACUCGAGCAAGCUGUACCAGGCCCUACUGGAGGCGAACAUGGCAACAGAGGUGGGGCUGGUGGGGCUGGACGCGCUCGGCCUGUACUGCAUCCACUUCAAGGAGAACCUGCUGCUGGGCCAAGGCGAAAACGCCGUGAUGCGCAAGCUGUUCGACAUCUACCUGUCCUUCCUGCAGGUGGGCCAGUCCGAGACGCUCUUCAGGCACUUGUUCGCAGCGCUGCGGGCGUACAUCAACAACUUCUCCGUGGUGCUGUUCCAAGGUAACGCUCAGCUAUGCGGGCGUCUGUGUUACGAGCUACUCCGAUGCUGCAACAGUCGCCUGUCAUCCAUCCGACAGGAGUCUUGCGCUCUGCUGUAUCUUCUGAUGAGGAGCAACUUUGAGUUCACCAAUAGGAAGGGCCUAACCAGAGUUCACCUCCAGGUGAUCAUUUCGGUCUCCCAGAUGCUGGGUAAUGUCAUUGGGCUGGACAAUGCCAGGUUCCAAGAAUCUCUGUCCCUUAUCAACAGCUAUGCAUCGAGCGACAAAGUAAUGAAAGGAACAGGGUUCCCAGUCGAGGUCAAGGACCUGACGAAGAGGAUCCGCACGGUGCUGAUGGCGACGGCGCAGAUGCGGGAGCACCACCAUGACCCCGAGAUGUUGGUGGACCUGCAGCACAGUCUGGCCAACUCGUACGCCUCGACGCCAGAGCUGCGCCACACCUGGCUCGAGUCCAUGACCAGGAACCACGUGCGCGACGGCAACUUCUCGGAGGCGGCUAUGUGCCAGCUGCACAUUGCGGCCCUCGUCGCAGAGUACCUCAAGUUGAAGAGGGUGCAGGCGUGGGGCGCCGAGGCGUUCGGCAGGAUGUCCUCCAACAUCCCGAGGGACGAGCGGGGACUGAAGCUGGAUGCUGGUGUGCAAGACAUUCAGUACACAGAACUGACGCUGCUGGAACAGUUGGAGCAGUGCGCGGAGUACAUAGACAAAGCAGAGCGCUACGAGCUGCUAGGAUCUCUCUACCAGCUGAUAGUGCCUUCGUACGAAAGGAAAAGAAACUUCGAGGCCAUGGCGAACUGCUACCAAAACCUCUCCCAGGCCUACAGCAAAGUGGUGGAGGUGACCCGUUCGGGACGCAGGCUGCUGGGCCGUUACUACAGGGUCGCCUUCUACGGCCAGGCUUAUUUUGAAGAAGAUAGUGGGGUGGAAUACAUUUACAAAGAGCCAAAGGUCACCUCUCUGUCAGAAAUUUCAGAACGUAUUUACAGACUGUACUGUGAUAAGUUUGGUCAAGAAGUGAUCAAGAUUAUCAUGGACUCUGCACCUAUUGUUCCAGCCGAAUUGGAUGCGAAGUUCGCAUACAUACAGGUAACCCACGUGACACCUUACUUUGAGAAGGCGGAGUAUGAGGAGAGGCAGACUGAGUUUGAACAGUGCCACGAUGUGAACUGCUUCAUGUUCGAGACGCCGUUCACCAAGGACGGCAAAGCUCGCGGAAGCCCGGAGGACCAGUGGAAGAGGCGGACGAUUCUCACCACCAAGUACUCGUUCCCGUACGUGAAGAAGCGGAUAGCAGUGGUGAAGCGGCGCCUGGAGGAGCUGGGUCCCAUCGAGGUGGCCCUGGACGAGAUGCAAGCCCGCGUGGCCGAGCUGGAGGAGGUCGUCUUCAGCAAGCCCACCGACCUCAAGAAGCUGCAGCUCCGGCUGCAGGGCUCUGUGUGUGUCCAAGUCAAUGCUGGCCCGCUCGCGUAUGCAUCUGUUUUCUUGGGUCCCAACCCAGAUGUGCAGUACCCAGAAGACAAAAUUGAAGAUCUCAAGGAUAUAUUUAGGGAGUUUGUGAAGAUCUGCUACACGGCGCUGCAGAUAAACAGCAAGCUGAUUGGUGCGGAGCAGCAGGAGUACCAGGACGUGCUGCGCAAGAACUACCAGAAGCUGUGCCACGAGCUGUCCGUGCUGUUCGGCGAGGCGCUGUGGCCGGAUGAGGAGAUCGGUUGCUUCAAGCGCAACAGCCAGGCCUUGUUCAGCGUCAUCAGUGGCGCGUCAGCCAACUCCAGCACGGCGUAGCCUGCCGCCCCCUGUUGUUUUGUAGGGGAGAGUUUCUAUUGUGCGUUUCGCCGUUUGUACUUGUUGAGUGUUUCAGACCUUAAUGUAGAGACGGGGAAAAUUUGCUGUUUCUUGUUGUGAUAGGCUGUGAUUGACACUUUUUUAUCUUUGAGAUGCUGUUAUGAUUGGUCCUUUAACCAAAGAAAUAAUGAACUGUGGAGUCUGGCCUGAGGUCAUUGAACCCGCAAUUUUUUCUCGUCUCUAACUGUAUGGUUGUGUUGUGUGAUGGAGAGGUUUUUGAGAGUGACGUUCCUUUUUUUUUUUUUUUUUAUUGUGGCUGUAACGUAACUUGUAUGGAACCCAUCACCAUAUCAAGCCAUGCAGAGCCUCAUCCCGUAGAUCAAUAAGUACGGAGAUCUUGUGAACUUAAGUAAUACCUUUAAAAGAAUGAUGUAUAAGUGACUAGAAGAAUUAUAUAUUGUGUAUUGCUAGUCACGUUCAGAGAGAGCAGAAAUAAUAAUGAUUCCUCACAAAGAAGGCUCUCAUUUGGUUAUGUAUUCCUUAUCUAUUGCAUUUAAAAUAUCUCUCUUCUCCUUCGUUGUCUUCUAUUUGACAUUCCACACUAACCUUCUUGUUUAAAGCGUAGCUUUGAUUAAUUAUUUUCGCUACUGACAAUUGAAGUAGUGUGUUACACCACACACCAGAAGUUGCUGGAAGUUUUCUCAUUAAUUAUCUUAUGGAUGAUUUUUGCCUCAUUAAAAUUAUUCAAGGUGCAGUACUUAAUAAUUGUAAUUAUUCAUGUGCUUAAUUUCUAUGUGUGAAUGUCUUAUUUUAAUUGCUGCGGGUCCAGCGGCAUUGUCUUGUGUUGCAAACCAUAGGUUUAUAUUUACUUUUCUUCAAGCACAUGGCUUUUGUUUUGUAUAUCUUCGGACAGGUAUAUUGUUAACUAAGCACUAAAUGAGAGAGAAAGCUCUAAACCAGUAUUUGUAUCUAGCUCAUUAAUUUGUGUAGUGUUUUUCACCUUUCUUUCCCCCCCUCCCCCUACCCCUUCCCCUCUUUUCAUUACUUUGUUCUGUUCUGUAUCAUUUUUUCCUUUGCUUUCUAAAGUUUUAGCUUCUAUAAUGGGUUUUAAAAUCCCCUAAAGACAGGCACAAAUUAUAAAAUAAUAAUUAUUACAGUUGUUAAGUUGAAUGCACAGUAAUGUGUGAGGUUUCAAAACAUAAUAUUAUGGCCACUAUUUUUGUCCAUGAAAAAGUAUUUUGUGGAACAUAAUUUUAUUCUAAUGGUGAAUUAAUAAAUAAAAAAGAACUUGUUGAAGAAUUUCUCUGGUAUUUUCAUGUAUUGUAAAUGGAACACCAAGUGGAAAUAACCACCCAUAUACAAGUUAGUCAGAAUGGAACCUUUGAUAUUCUAAGUGAUUGUCAGGUAUGCUGUUGUAUGAUAAAACACUUAUCAUAAAUGAUUUUCUGAGAUUAAAUGGCUGAAACUCUUCCUAAGUGGCCAGUGUUUUUAAUUAUUUGUUUAUUUUAUAAUGUAACCUACAUAUAUGUUGUUUUUGUCAAGUUAAACCAAUGUUCAAGUGUAUGUCAUUCAGUAGCAUGAUAUUUAGAAAUUGGUGACGAUGCAUGUAUUGUUACCAAUGGUGUGAAAGAUACACCCAUUACUUUGCUUGUUUUUGUUUCCCUCAUGUAACACGUGUAGUUUCUCAAAAACAUUUUACAAAAAUUAUUUUAAAGGACAUUUUUUAUUUGUAUCAAUUUUUUACCAAUUCUGUGUGUUUUUUCCUAUUGCAGAGUGCAUAAUACUCAUUAACUCAAAACUUUGCAAAUGGAGAGCUACAUAAAACUUGCAUAAAAUAUUAGUUUGAAUAAACUAAAUUAAAAUAGUCAGAUUUUGUUAUUGCUAUGACUUUUGUUUUGUUUUGUUUUGUUAGAUAAAUAUUUGUGUUUCAUAAAUAUUAUGUAGUACAAUCUAUAUGUACCCUUAGAUUGUAUUUAAAACAAAAACUUAAGCUACCACACCAUUACUAUGACAUCAAAAUUUAUAAUUC